This is a messenger RNA of Anguilla anguilla (European eel), 2716 nucleotides long. RefSeq names its product bone morphogenetic protein 2b (gene bmp2b). Bases 1136 to 2353 code for a protein of 405 amino acids. Gene Ontology annotation, cellular component: extracellular region. Gene Ontology annotation, molecular function: BMP receptor binding; cytokine activity; growth factor activity. Gene Ontology annotation, biological process: BMP signaling pathway; SMAD protein signal transduction; negative regulation of transcription by RNA polymerase II. The transcript is spliced from 2 exons. The record is from RefSeq and is a predicted model, not a curated record. NCBI's taxonomy places the organism in Eukaryota, Metazoa, Chordata, Actinopteri, Anguilliformes, Anguillidae.
UUUCUGUGUGGAACGAGGCGAACUGAUGUGGAAACGUUUCGGACUACAAAGCAGGAACAGCGAGCGGGCAGACCUCUUCCUCUUAGGUAAACUGUAGGUUUAAUUACCACCGUGUUUACUGGUGCGCAACACCUCGGAUCCGCAAUGGAGAUACGCGAAACGCCAAACCAUCUACUUUCUGCCUCGUGAUUUAAAAGGCGAGUUUAAUUUUUAAUUUAGACUUUAUGAUGAACAUUUUUAUUUGUAAAGAAAACGGCUUUUCGACUAGAGGAGGUGGCUCGGGGGAGAUUUAAGGAAGACGCAUGUAGGCUACCGAGCACUUCCUAAACGUCUUGACUUGGCGCGUUUGGAUGACCGUCCAAAUUAGUGCAUUUUUUUUGGACGUAAGAAAGAUAACGUCUAAUCGUUGUGCGCGUGUCGCAUGCGUCCCAAUGGACCCGUUUGAAAGAGUUUCAAAGUGGUUCUUUAAGGUAGCUGUCGAUGCUUUUGUGUGCCUUUGAUUUCAGCCGGCCGCGGAAGCGCUUUAGAUUUAACACCUGCGAGACUGCCUCUCCGUAACUCUAUGAUCUAAUCUUAUUUCAGACACAACACCCUAACGUCACGGCCUCUGGACCCACACACGUGUAUGGGGCCCUGUCCAUUGUCUUUUUUUUUCUUCAUCUUUCACAGUUCCCGUGUUUUUAAAGUCAUAAGGUCUCAUAGGUGUCUGUCUACCAUUCCAGCAUCUCCUCGUAAUUAUUCAAUUUUGUGACAUCUACCCACUUUUUUAAAGACAAAGUUCUUUGGUUUUAAUUCCCGAUAUAUAUUUUUUAAUUGAUGACAUUCGCGUCUAAUUCUGGGGUAUUAUUUUAUUAGGUGCGUUAUCUCCUGUCGCUUUGUAAUGUUCCAAUCAGUUUGGCGUUGCUGUUUUUUCAGCCGGCGGUGUUUUAUUUCCAGGAGUUUUUGUUCUUAACUUCAAAGUGCCCAAUCAUCCUUUUAAUCCCCCUGCAUUAAACUCUUCCUAUAGAAGAAUACAGUCCUCGUGGCUACAUCUCAGAGUGAACGAACCAGACCUCUCAUGGCAGUAGUUUCGCAUGGAAUAGCGACACCUGAGUACUGACACCUAGUUUCUGCUCUCUUCAGAAACAGAUUGAUCAUGGUCGCCGGGAUCCGUGUUCUCAUGGUACUGCUGAUCUGUCAGGUGCUGUUCGGGCGUUCGACCGGACUGAUUCCCGAGGCGGGCCGACGGAAGUACGGCGAGAUGGCCGGACAGAGCCCAGAGCAGUCGGACCGCUUCCUCGGCGAGUUUGAACUUCGUCUCCUCAAUAUGUUCGGACUGAAGCGGAGGCCGACCCCGAGCAAACUCGCGGUGAUACCACAAUACAUGCUGGACCUUUACCAUUGGCACGCGGGGAAUGCGGACCAGAGCCUCGGCGGGAACUCCGCGGCGAAGCGUUCAGAUUUCGCCGCGAGCAGAGCCAACACAAUUAGGAGUUUUCACCACGAAGAGUCUAUGGAGGUGCUGAGCAGCCUGGAGGGGAAGACCACACAGCGCUUCCUCUUCAACAUCACCUCCAUCCCUGGGGAGGAGCUCGUCACCUCCGCCGAGCUCCGGAUCUUCCGGGACGGGGCGACGUCGGAUUCCGCCGCCGCCGCCGCCAACAGCAGCGCCGGCCUGCACCGCAUCAACAUCUACGAGAUCUUUAGGCCCGCCCCUUCCCGGAACGAGGAGCCAAUGGCGCGGCUCCUGGACACGCGGCUGGUGCGGGAGGGACAGAGCGAGUGGGAGAGCUUCGACGUCAGCCCGGCGCUGGCCCGAUGGACCGCCGACGGCGGGGCCAAUCACGGCCUGGCGGUGGAGGUGGAGCACCUGGGCGGGGGGGCGGAAGGGGAGGGGCAGGGGCGGAGGCACGUGAGGGUCAGCAGGUCCCUGCACGGGGACGAGGACACCUGGCCGCAGGCGCGCCCCCUGCUGGUGACUUUCGGGCACGACGGCAAGGGCCAUGCCCUGCGGCGUCGCGAGAAGCGGCAGGCGCGCGCCAAACCGCGGAAGAAGCAGCGGGCCAACUGCCGCCGGCACCCGCUGUACGUGGACUUCAGCGACGUGGGCUGGAACGAGUGGAUCGUGGCGCCGCCCGGCUACCAGGCCUUCUACUGCCAUGGCGAGUGCCCCUUCCCGCUGGCCGACCACCUCAACUCCACCAACCACGCCAUCGUGCAGAACCUGGUCAACUCGGUCAACACCAACAUCCCCCGGGCCUGCUGCGUGCCCACCCAGCUCAGCCCCAUCUGCCUGCUUUACCUGGACGAGUACGAGAAGGUCAUCCUCAAAAACUACCAGGACAUGGUGGUGGAGGGGUGUGGCUGCCGGUGAACUCCGCCCCCUUUUCUCUCCUCCCCUCUCCCUCUCUCACAAUGAAGAUUUUUAUUUAUAUCAAAGACAUGCAAUCUAAACAGUUAUUUCGACCGAAAAAAGUUAUAUAUGGAUAUAUUUAUGUCUACUUAAGUGUCAGGAAAAUAAAUAUUCUAUUUAGAGGAAUUAAUCCUUUUUUUGGAUUCAAAAUGUAUUUCUGAUGUAAAUUUUUUUAAAUGGGUGCAAUACCACACAUGAAGUAUAAUGCUCAGAUUUUUAUUUUGUAUUUAUUUCUAUUAUAACCACUUUGUUUUUGUAAAUAAGUUAUGUUGUAUUUAUGUGUAAUCGUACGGAAAUAUAGACUCUGAACUCUUUUGACCAGAA